CUUGAAAAAUUGUGCAAAGUUGUAAUCUGGUGACGCGAUUAUAAAUUUUUAUUGCGCGGUGAUCGGUUUCCUCUCAGUAUCGGUAGUGAAGUAUACAAGAUCGGGCGAAUCCGAAAAUUUCUGAACAAUAAGAUAUGUCGUUGUAAAAAAAGCGAGCGUGUUUCGUGGGUGAAUGUAAAAUAAAAUCUGGACGAAAUAUCGCGUAAUUUCGAGGAUCGCCCCAACAUUAAUUGCAAUAAAAUUCGACCGUUGCGAGAAAGAUAAGAAAGAUUGCCGACAUGGAAUGGAUUAAUUAUUUCGUAACGGCGUUCGAUGGCUCGUCGUCUCACACGUUAAACGUGCUGGAUAAUUUCGAGUCUACCAAAAGUGGAAAGUUGAAAUCAGAAUUUUAUCACGAUGCGAAUGAAAAUGAAAAGAUGCCGGCCGACGCGAAAGGGAAAUUGUACACCAACUGCAACACCUCGGUGUGGGCGAGGAGCUGCGAGAAGGAAGUGAUCGAGCCCCUACGAUCGACCGAAGUCACCGGUACCAUCCCCAAAUGGCUGAAGGGCACCCUGCUGCGAAACGGUCCGGGCAAUCUAAAAGUGGGCAAAUAUCGAUAUCAGCAUCUCUUCGACAGCUCCGCCUUGCUGCACAGAUUCGAAAUCACGGACGGUGAGGUCACCUACCAGCGGCGAUUCGUCCAGACCGAGGUGUACAAGAGGAACAUGGCGGCUCAGAGGAUAGUCUUCAACGAGUUCGGUACGAGCGCGACGCCGGAUCCCUGUAAGACUAUAUUCCACAGAGUGGCCACGGUGUUCAAUCCGAACAAAACAUUGUCGGACAAUACCAUGAUUUCGGUGUACCCGUUCGGUGACGAAUAUUAUACCUUCACGGAAGCGCCGGUGAUGCACAGGAUCGACCCGAAAAAUUUAGCGACGCUGGACAAGAUAAAUCUGCCCAAGUACGUUAACAUCGUACAUCAUACUUCACAUCCGCACGUUAUGGCAGACGGUACGGUUUAUAAUGCAGGAUUGAGCAUCACGCCGAUGGGACCUCGUUACAUCGUCGUGUGCUUCUCUCCUAGUAGCGUGGUUGUUGAUGAAUCUGGAGAAGAAAAAGAACUCUCCAUGUUCGAUCAAGCGACGAUUGUGGCCAGUGUGCCGAGCAGGUGGAUGUUCAAUCCAUCAUACAUGCACACCUUCGGCAUCACCGAUAAUUUCUUCAUCAUAUUGGAACAACCGCUGUCGAUCUCCGUUGUUAAGAUGACGACGGGUCGCUUUAAACAAGAACCAACGAUGAACUCCCUCAAGUGGCACGACAACGAAAGCACUCUUAUCCACGUGAUCUCGAGGGAGACGGGCAAAACGGUAAGAACGUUCGUCGCAGAGACGUUCUUCUACCUGCACAUUAUUAAUCAGUUCGAGACUCGCGAUGGAGACUACAUUGCGCUGGACGUGUGCUGUUAUCGUAACUCGAAGAUGUUGGAGUACAUGUACAUCGACGCGAUGAACAGUAUGCACGAAAACGCCGAUUUCUCGAGGCUGUUCCGCGCCAGGCCGCUUCGCUUCGUACUUCCGUUGAGACAACCAAGCCAGGACACGCCGCCGGAGCGUAAUCUCAUCGCGGUUAAAACUGUGUAUCAGAGCACGGUUGUCAACGGCGAGCCUGUCGAUCGUAGACCGAGCUCUGACAUCAAUGGCAAUGCAGGCGACAACGAGUAUCACGAUCAAGCCAAGCGCUGGCGAGACGAACACAAAAGCGCCCUGCGGAAGAAGCCGUCCGCUCACCGACUUCUGGACGGCAGGAUUUUCGUGAAGCCGGAGCUCCUCUGCGACGUCGGUUGCGAGACCCCGCGGAUAAACACGGACUUCCAUCUCGGCAAGGAGUACCGAUACUUCUACGCGAUCUCCUGCGACAUGGACCUGAAGAACCCCGGGACGCUCAUCAAAGUUGACACCGUUCGAAAAACCAAGAAAAUGUGGCAGGAAUGUAAUGUUUAUCCAAGCGAGCCAAUUUUCGUACCGGACCCUAAUGGAAAGAACGAGGACGACGGGGUGAUUGUGAGCUCGCUCGUCUGGGCGGAAAACGAGACUCAAGUCGGUCUGUUGGUCUUGGACGCUGUGACAUUUACGGAAAUCGCGAGGGUCACCUUUGACACACCGGGACCGGUGCCUAAAUGUCUGCACGGUUGGUUCAGUCUGGCCAAGUAACCGGAUGCGGAAGAGACUGCCAAUGGAACGUACAGUGUCGUUCAAUUGAGCGAAGGGAAGGCUCAUUUGAGCCCCUUCGAGAUUUCAAAGUCUUAAGAAUUUUUAAUUACUUUUAUCGCUAAGAAACUUUUCCCUCUUUGCACCCUCUAUCUCUUUUAAAUAUAAAGAUGCGUGAUCGACAUCUAACAGGUAUUCAAUCUACCGAUACCGAGCCCCGAUAACAAAUCUUGAAUCGUAGAUAGUGAAAAGUUAAUAAGCGAAGACAGGUGUUGGUGUCUAAUCAUUUUCUCCAUUUCCCUCGCGUUCUUUUUGUAAUUGCGCUGAUUGAAUUGUAUUGUCGAGUACACGAAUAUAUGUAUAAUAAAUUAUUUAAUGUCUUUCCACGAUGCGUAAUGUAUUUACAAUCGGCGGACAGCGCCAUCGUAUACGAUAAUAAAUGUACAAUCUAACGAGAUGAGAAUCUAGUCGAGUGGAAUGUAAAAUGUAUCUUAAAUAUCGUCAGAAAUUUUCGCGGUUCUUUGAAUGGCGGAAUAUCAAAACGACGUUGAAGCCAUUCUCUAGAAUUCUCUAGAAUGCGGCGACAAUAAUCAUAAGAGUUCGAUGUAGACAACACUGUCUCGAUUACGUUAAACUGUCGGAACAGUAACUGCGAUAUACGUAAUUCUACGCCUCUAAUAUCCUAAUCAUUCAUCUGGCGGUAAAUUGCAAGAAAAUACCAAUUCUGACACAUUCGAAAUGCGACCUUUGUUAGGACACGACUCUCGCGACAAAUCUUCGGGAUUCUUAAUGACAAGCGAAAGUCGAAUUCGAUUUUCAAGUUGGACAAUUUCCAAACGUAUCUCUGCCAUACACUUGUACAAAUACACCGCGCGUCCCGUGAGAAGAAUUGAAGACUACAUUAAAGUAAGAGGAGAGCAAUA
Vollenhovia emeryi is the source of this 3112-nucleotide messenger RNA. RefSeq names its product carotenoid isomerooxygenase-like. Gene Ontology annotation, biological process: retinal metabolic process; carotene catabolic process. The record is from RefSeq and is a predicted model, not a curated record. The transcript has 10 exons. Gene Ontology annotation, molecular function: carotenoid dioxygenase activity; beta-carotene 15,15'-dioxygenase activity. Lineage: Eukaryota; Metazoa; Arthropoda; Insecta; Hymenoptera; Formicidae. Bases 279 to 2192 code for a protein of 637 amino acids.